Messenger RNA from Haliotis rubra (blacklip abalone), 666 nucleotides. RefSeq lists its product as uncharacterized. The transcript has 13 exons. NCBI's taxonomy places the organism in Eukaryota, Metazoa, Mollusca, Gastropoda, Lepetellida, Haliotidae. The record is from RefSeq and is a predicted model, not a curated record. The coding region runs from base 1 to 666 and encodes 221 amino acids.
AUGGUAUAUAACACGGACACUGUUUCAUGUGACAUAAUUCAUGUGGUGUACACACACUGUACGGACACUGUUUCAUGUGACAUAAUUCAUGUGGUGUACACACACUGUACAUAUUCCAGUGUGUCUUGUGUCUGUAUGGUAUAUAACACGGACACUGUUUCAUGUGACAUAAUUCAUGUGGUGUACACACACUGUACGGACACUGUUUCAUGUGACAUAAUUCAUGUGGUGUACACACACUGUACGGACACUGUUUCAUGUGACAUAAUUCAUGUGGGUAUGGUAUAUAACACGGACACUGUUUCAUGUGACAUAAUUCAUGUGGUGUACACACACUGUACGGACACUGUUUCAUGUGACAUAAUUCAUGUGGUGUACACACACUGUACGGACACUGUUUCAUGUGACAUAAUUCAUGUGGUGUACACACACUGUACGGACACUAAUUCAUGUGACAUAAUUCAUGUGGUGUACACACACUGUACGGACACUGUUUCAUGUGACAUAAUUCAUGUGGUGUACUCACACUGUACAUAUUCCAGUGUGUCUUGUGUCUGUAUGGUAUAUAACACGGACACUGUUUCAUGUGACAUAAUUCAUGUGGUGUACAUACACUGUACGGACACUGUUUCAUGUGACAUAAUUCAUGUGGUGAGCGGACAAUAA